CAACUUGCAUUUUUGAUAAUAUAUAAAGCAGGGAACCGAAUGCAGUGCACCAUAGUAAAACUUUGAACACCAAGUGGAAGGCAUCCAGAACUAUCCGAUUCAAAUCGUGCAACCCAUCAUCAAAUCAAAAAUGAAGCUGUUCAUAGUGCUCGCCUUGAUCGCCGUUGCUGCGGCACAGGAAACGUACAACAACCGAUACGAUAACAUUGAUGUGGAAGAAAUCCUCAAAUCGGAUCGUUUAUUCAAGAACUACUUCAACUGCCUGAUGGACGCCGGUCCAUGCACGCCCGAAGGAACCGAUCUGAAGAAAUACCUCCCGGACGCCCUGGAAACCGGAUGUACCAAGUGUACCGAGAAGCAGCGUGAUACUGGAAACAAGGUGAUCGCUUGGUUGAUCGAGAACCGUCCGAUGGAGUGGACCAUGCUGAAGGCCAAGUACGAUCCGGAGAACAAGCUGACCGAGCGCUAUCGGGAACUGGCGGCGAAGGCUGGAAUUGCUUUGUAGAUAAAUCUAAAUGACAAUGGGAGUCUGUAGAUACCGCUAUACAUUCUGUCUCUAAAAUGAUUCCAAUGUUGCCAAUAGAAAAUUACAUAUUCAAGUACAUUGUAACUUUCAAAUAAGUAACAAUAAAUCAAUUGCUGAAAAAAUAAAA
Molecule: messenger RNA, 653 nt
Organism: Aedes albopictus (Asian tiger mosquito)
Lineage: Eukaryota; Metazoa; Arthropoda; Insecta; Diptera; Culicidae
Product: ejaculatory bulb-specific protein 3-like
Exons: 1
Coding region: 131-505 (124 amino acids)
Source: RefSeq, a predicted model, not a curated record